Messenger RNA from Vitis vinifera (wine grape), 2380 nucleotides. RefSeq names its product probable polygalacturonase. The coding region runs from base 619 to 2019 and encodes 466 amino acids. Gene Ontology annotation, biological process: carbohydrate metabolic process. The transcript has 7 exons. Gene Ontology annotation, molecular function: polygalacturonase activity. The record is from RefSeq and is a predicted model, not a curated record. Lineage: Eukaryota; Viridiplantae; Streptophyta; Magnoliopsida; Vitales; Vitaceae.
GAACAUAAAUUGUGAUGAUGAUUCAUGAAAGGAUGGUCACAUGAGAUGGUCAUGGGGUCAUGAGAGAGAUGCCUCAAAGCCCCCACCUUCCAUGCAAAAUUAAUCUCUCUUAAGACAAAAACAAACACAAACACACAUAACAUACUCUCUCUCUCUCUCUCUCCGUCUCUCAAACGCGCACAGAAGGAAGGGAGGAAGGAACAGCCCACUCACUGUCAAUGCACCCAAAAUAGAAUCCCACACAAGCACCACAGUGGUGCUCACCAAGGUACAGAGAAGCAGAGGAAGAGGGGGAGAGAGAGACAAGUAAUUGAAGAAGGUGAAGACAGAAGGGGUCCUACUGCUUAAUUUUUGGCGGGCAGCAACGGUCACCAUCAAUGAUUUUAUUUGGGUGGUGGUGGCUCUCAAUGACCCAUCUAAUCACACUUGCAUAUUGCUGGGGAUCUUGAUCCAAACCACCACCCCCCACCCUCAAGCUCUCUUUGUCUCCAGCCUUUGUUAUUAUUGUUGUUAUUUUCUUUAUCAGAAGAAAAAUUUGCUGGUGGGUGUGGCUGCAGCCAGCAGAUUCAAGUUUCUUUGUGUCCUUGGGCUGAAGGGAUCAUAGCAGAUCUCAUUCUUAUGAGGAGAUUUUUUACUCUAGUGGAUGUGCUUCUGGUACUUCUUUUGUUCAGUGAAGCUCCAUGGGCUGUCUGGGGCAGCCCACAUUGUGACCAGACAAGCUCAGGGGUAAUUCGACCUCACAGUGUUGCCAUUACAGAAUUUGGGGCUGUUGGAGAUGGGGUCACGCUCAACACCAAAGCUUUUCAGAAUGCCAUAUUCUAUCUCAAUUCAUUUGCUGACAAGGGCGGGGCCCAGCUUUUUGUCCCAGCUGGCCGGUGGUUGACAGGGAGCUUUGAUCUCAUCAGUCAUCUAACUUUGUGGUUAGACAAGGAUGCAGUGAUUCUUGGAUCUAUGAACUCUAAUGAUUGGCCAGUCAUUGAUCCUCUACCAUCAUAUGGCCGAGGCAGGGAGUUGCCUGGUAGAAGGCACCGAAGCCUCAUUUAUGGAUGCAAUUUGACAGAUGUUAUUGUUACAGGUGACAAUGGAACUAUUGAUGGUCAAGGCAGCAUAUGGUGGAAUUGGUUUCAAAAGAAAACCCUGAACUAUACUCGGCCACAUCUAGUUGAGUUCAUUAACUCAACUGGGGUUGUCAUUUCAAAUGUGACCUUCUUGAAUUCACCAUUUUGGACCAUCCAUCCUGUAUAUUGCAGCCAAGUCAUUAUCCAGAAUGUUACAAUCCUUGCUCCUCUUGAUUCACCAAACACUGAUGGCAUUGAUCCAGACUCUUCCAAUGAUGUUUGCAUUGAAGACUGUUAUAUUAGUACUGGUGAUGAUCUAAUAGCCAUCAAAAGUGGGUGGGAUGAGUAUGGCAUUUCAUAUGCUCGUCCAAGUACAAAUAUCAUCAUCCGCCGGCUAGUUGGAAAAACCAACUCAAGUGCAGGGAUUGCAAUUGGGAGUGAGAUGUCUGGAGGUGUAUCAGAAGUUCAUGCAGAAAGCCUCCAGUUCUUCAAUUCAAAGACAGGUAUCAGGAUAAAGACAUCUCCUGGUCGGGGUGGUUAUGUGAGAAACAUCUAUAUAUCAGACAUGAACUUGGUUGAUGUAAAGAUAGCGAUAAGGUUCACUGGUCAGUAUGGGGAGCACCCAGAUGAGUUUUAUGACCCAACUGCUCUUCCCAUAAUAGAAAAUAUUACUGUAAAAGAUGUCAUGGGAGAGAAUAUUAAAUUUGCAGGCCUUUUAGAGGGUAUAGAAGGGGAUAAUUUUGUCAACAUUUGCCUCUCCAACAUCACUCUCAAUGUAACUUCAGAAUCUCCAUGGAACUGUUCUUAUAUUCACGGAUAUUCUGACUUGGUUUCACCAGAGGCUUGUGAACCUCUGGGAGAGAGAAUCUACCCUGGGCAUGUCUUGGACUGUUACCAUCUUCCUACUCACUUAUGGAGCAUGAGUAAUAGAAAAAGAAGUAGUUGGUUGCGGUCAUGGUAAAUAAGUGAGAAUACAGCAUGUCAUACAAUGUUGAAGUCACCUUCUACUGUGAAUGUUUCUGAUUUUAGUUGAAAAUUUGUUAAUUGCCAUUUCUCAACACAACUGCCCAUUGCCUCGCCGAAGAUUGCCCGACACUUAUAAAAGGUUCAGGUGGAGUUGCUGAAUUUAUGGUUGUUGACUUGUGAGAUGGUAUUGAGAGAUGAUUGUUUCUUGUAACUUUGUGUGCAGUAACAAAUAAUCGAGUGAUUCAUCAGUAAUUGGAAAUAGAAUGAGCUUUUUCCCUUUUCUUUUGAUUCUGUUCUUUUGUUUUGUCAAUUUUCCCUAUGAAAUUUUGUAUGCAGUAAGAACUGAUUGUUCGUUA